This is a messenger RNA of Kwoniella botswanensis, 327 nucleotides long. RefSeq lists its product as uncharacterized. Lineage: Eukaryota; Fungi; Basidiomycota; Tremellomycetes; Tremellales; Cryptococcaceae. Bases 1 to 327 code for a protein of 108 amino acids. The record is from RefSeq and is a predicted model, not a curated record. The transcript is spliced from 2 exons.
AUGCCCACCCGGACUCAAGAUGAUGAUGAUUCCUCAUCCGGAUCCACUAAAACUUCGAUUUCAGCUUCUGCCACUUCUGGUGGUGGCGUUACAGGAGAUUUGACAAGUCAAGGUAAGAAUUAUAUAGGUUCAAUGAGCUCUACUUCGUUUACGAUCAUGAUGAUCGUCCUAGUUGUUGGAGUGAUAGCCAUUCUCUUCCUUCUUUGGUGGUUCACCAUAGGUAAGAAUCGAAGACAGAAGAAGAGGGAUCUACAGCAGUUCUCGAUGCAGAAUGGUAGUACCAGUACGACGACGGCAGUUAAACCUGGUUCCAAUUCUGUAGUAUAG